AUGUCGCGCAGCAACGCAAAGGCGCCUCGCUGCGUUGGCAGCCCGUCCUUUGCUCCAGACGAAGUAAUCCAAGAUGGUCCGCGGCUCAAGCAAGCCCGGGAGCUGCUGGCAGCAAAUGAUCUGUACAACGCCAGCCGCGUGCUGCUUAGCCUGCCUGAGAGAGAUACAUUUACGUAUCACGCCAUGACAAGUGUCAAGCUGGCUGAGGUACAGCACGUUGUCGGGUUGGGCGGCAUCAAUGGCCUGCACGCCUGGUAUCGCGGUGAAGAUGGCACGCCUAGAGACCCUCCACCUCUGCCAGAUAUCGAGGCAUACAUCUCCAUAUUCAGCCCCUCAACUGCCACGGCUUCGGCCCUGAAAAACUUUGAGACAAAUGCAAAGAAGACAUCCAUCCGCUCAGAGAUUGCGAGCCACAUCGCAGGGAAACGAUUCAUCCACCCGGCGGUGACCACGCAACUGACCAUUCCCAAAUCAAAGAAGCCGCCGAGUGAGAAUCCGUACCUUGACUUUUGGGCCUGGUCGUGCAGAAACUUGGAGUGGUGCGGGCCGUGCGCUUCAUCGGAAAGAGUCGCAACGAGUCACCAUGUGCUCCCCAUUUUCAUGCACCACUUUGGCUGUGCAACACCAUCACACGAGAGCCUGGAGGUGUUGAGGAUCCUGGCGGAUGGCCGAGCCAUUGCGGAUAUGGGCUCGGGUAAUGGCUACUGGACGUUUCUGCUGAGGCGGUAUGGACUCACGGUGUAUCCGGUAGACAACAUGCAGAGCGAGUGGAGGGUCAACUGGAUCGACGAUACGGCCAUCAUAGACGGCGUGAAAUGGCUGCGGAAGAAUGAAAAUGGCAAAGACAUGGUCCUCCUGUUGGUCUAUCCCGUUGUCGGAGGGGGUGUCGGAGGAGGCGCCGAGGGCAGCUUCACGAGGGGCCUCGUCAGUGCUUUCCAAGGAGACACCAUUGCGGUUGUUGGAACACAGAAUUUAAACGGCUAUACAGGAUUCAGGGGCAUGACGAUGGAUACUUUUAUGGAGCAGGAGCACAAGGAGUGGACAAAGGUGGUGCAGAUUCCACUGCCGAGCUUUGCUGGCAAGGACGAGGCGCUGUAUGUCUUCCAGAGGGGAGAGAUGGUGCCCAACGCAUCGAGCUCGAGUUGA
Messenger RNA from Trichoderma atroviride IMI 206040, 1146 nucleotides. RefSeq lists its product as uncharacterized. The record is from RefSeq and is a predicted model, not a curated record. Lineage: Eukaryota; Fungi; Ascomycota; Sordariomycetes; Hypocreales; Hypocreaceae.